AUGGAGGAUGGAGAAGGACAUGGGAUGCUUAGGCCAACGCUGCUGUUGAAUGAAAUGCUGCUGAUCCAAGCUCUUGUAAUUGUUUACAUGAAUGGGACAGCCAUUGAAAAUUUUGCCUGUGUCAUUUUUAAUGUUUCCUUCAUGAACUGCACCUGGCAUGUGAGCAGGACUGCUACAAGAGAUACCCAAUAUUUCCUGUACUGGCAGCCCUCAGAAGAAGAAGACAUCACUGGAUGCCAGGAUUACAUCAAAGAUGAUUCUGGAAGACACACAGGAUGUCGAUUCCAAAAUGUGACAAUAGCACAGAAUGAUGCUUAUUUCCUGGUAAAUGGGUCUAGAAGUGGACAAAACAUUGAGUCAUAUGAGAAGUGGAUUAUGCUACAUGAAAUUGAAAAAUUCACCCCUCCACUAAAUGUCACUGUGAACUGUACAGAAGCUUCUCACAGUUGUAAUAUUUGGUGGAAACCACCUCGCACAAGUUAUAAGAAAAGAAGUAGUUGUUUCAAAUAUGACAUUGUCAUAGAAAAAAAGGCUGAUCCUGAGAAAAUCACCAAAAUCACAUCUGAAACAACAGAAUACAAAUCAAUAAACCAUGAAACUGAAGAAACAAUAAAUAUUGAAGAAGUGAUGUAA
This is a messenger RNA of Acanthisitta chloris (rifleman), 633 nucleotides long. Its product is annotated as granulocyte-macrophage colony-stimulating factor receptor subunit alpha-like. The transcript is spliced from 6 exons. Gene Ontology annotation, molecular function: protein binding. The coding region runs from base 1 to 633 and encodes 210 amino acids. The record is from RefSeq and is a predicted model, not a curated record. Lineage: Eukaryota; Metazoa; Chordata; Aves; Passeriformes; Acanthisittidae.